This is a messenger RNA of Lucilia sericata (common green bottle fly), 2096 nucleotides long. RefSeq names its product armadillo repeat-containing protein gudu (gene gudu). Lineage: Eukaryota; Metazoa; Arthropoda; Insecta; Diptera; Calliphoridae. The transcript has 5 exons. The record is from RefSeq and is a predicted model, not a curated record. Gene Ontology annotation, molecular function: protein binding. Bases 361 to 1971 code for a protein of 536 amino acids.
CCAAAAAAUCAACAAAAAUGUGGUAGUUGUCCGGAACGUCAUACGAAUGUUAAAAGUUCGGUUUAUGUGCAAGAUUCCGAUUCGACUGAAAUAGAUUCCUCAACUGAUGAAGAAGAACGUUGGAAGGAUGUGGCAAGGGCAGCAGAAAUACCAGCCGAUUACUAUAAUAUACAGAAGUUGGUGAAGUAUAUUAAAGCGGGCAAUCAGACGGCUACAAUUGUUUCGUUAUGCUGUCUGCAGGAUUACGAUUUGACCACACAAAUCAAUCAAUUUGCUAUACAAGAUAUUGGGGGUCUAGAGGUUUUGGUGAAUAUAUUGGAAUGUAAUGAUGCUAAAUGUCGACUGGGAGCAUUAACUGUCAUGGCGGAUAUUUCUCUAAAUAUUGAUAUACGUAAAACUAUAGUGGAUUUGGAUGGUAUUCCUCUUAUCAUUGAUAUUUUGAAUUCCUCCAUGAAGGACUUAAAAACUGUAGCCGCUGAGACUUUGGCUAAUGUGGCGAAGGUUAGAUUGGCUCGUAAAUAUGUACGCACUUGUGGUGGCAUACCAAAGUUGGUGGAUCUAUUAGAUGUUAAAUUGCAUAUUUUACAAACUCCACGAGAAGAAUUGACUAGCGAAGAAAUCGAACAACUUAAUAUGGCUCUGGCAGGAGCUAAAGCCUUAUGGUCUUUAUCCGAUUCUAAACAUAAUAAAGAACUAAUGCGUAAAAGUGGUAUUGUUCCUCUGAUGGCACGUUUAUUGAAAUCUUGUCAUAUAGAUGUGGUCAUACCGAUAAUGGGUACAAUACAGAAAUGUGCCUCACAGCCAAAGUUCCAAUUGGCCAUAACCACCGAAGGUAUGAUUGCCGAUAUAGUUAAUCAUUUAAGUUCCAGUAAUUUGGAUUUAAAAAUGGAAGGCAGUACAGCUCUAUAUAAAUGCGCGUUUGAUCAGGUUACUAGGGAUUUGGUGCGUGAAGCUGGUGGCUUAGAACCUUUGGUGGCCAUUAUUAAGGAUAAAACUGUACGCGACAAUAAACCUUUGUUAAUAGGAGCCACUGGAGCCAUUUGGAUGUGUGCUAUAUCGGAAGAUAAUGUUAAAAAGUUUGAUCAAUUGCGCACAGUCAAUCAUUUGAUUUCUUUACUAAAUGAUGAAUCCGACACCGUUUUAACUAAUGUGGCUGGAGCUAUAGCGGAAUGUGUUAGAUUUCAAAAUAAUCGCGAUGUUUUGCGCAAUUCCAAUGGUUUACCGGCUUUGGUCUCCUUGCUGAACUCUUCUCACGCCCCCUUAUUGGAAAAUCUAGCUAAAGCCUUAAAAGAAUGUGCCGAAGAUAUGGAAAGUAUGCAUAUAUUGGAAGAAUUGGAUGCUGUACGUUUGAUAUGGUCUUUACUGAAGAAUUCUAAUACCCGUGUCCAAGCUUAUGCUGCCUAUGCUAUUUGUCCUUGUGUUCAAAAUGCCAAUGAAUCGGGGGAAUUGGUGCGCAGCUUAGUGGGUGCCAUGGAAUUGGUGGUAGGUCUAUUGAAAUCUAAGGAUAUUUUAGUAUUAUCAGCAGUAUGUGCUGCUAUAGCUACUAUAGCAAAAGAUAGCACCAAUUUGGCGAUUUUAACCGAUCUUAAAGUUAUAUACAAAUUGGCGGGAUUAGUUAAUACCACGGAAGAUUUAUUGCGUAAAAAUUUGGCUGCUGCUAUAGCUAGUUGUGCUACUUUUGGUAAUAAUACCCAGGAAUUGGGACGUUUAAGAACCGUUACUCCCAUUGUCUCCUAUAUGACUAGUGAUGAUCCCGAAGUUCAUCGUACCACAGCCAUGGCUUUGGAAAAAUUAUCUAUGGAUCCACAAAAUUGUAUUACUAUGCAUCAGAGUGGUGUUGUUCCCUUUCUUUUGGAAUGUGUGGGUUCUACCAAUAAAGAAUUACAAUUGGCGGCUGCUGGUUGUUUGCGCAACAUACGUGAAUUGGCUUUGAGAGCGGAGGAGUAUUUACUCAAAAUUGAUGAAGAUUAAUGGAGGGGGGAAAAAAUGUGCAAAACAUGAGUCCAACCAAAAUUUUAAUUUAGCUGUCCUAUAGUUUGUGCUUAGUCUGGCCUAUAGUGUAGAUUAUAGACUGGACUAUAGUUUAGUCUGUAGUC